Molecule: messenger RNA, 998 nt
Organism: Magnolia sinica
Lineage: Eukaryota; Viridiplantae; Streptophyta; Magnoliopsida; Magnoliales; Magnoliaceae
Product: peptidyl-prolyl cis-trans isomerase CYP18-1
Exons: 6
Coding region: 144-626 (160 amino acids)
Biological process (GO): protein folding; protein peptidyl-prolyl isomerization
Cellular component (GO): catalytic step 2 spliceosome
Molecular function (GO): peptidyl-prolyl cis-trans isomerase activity
Source: RefSeq, a predicted model, not a curated record
GCGCUCUUGAUGUCAAGCGAACGCACGUGCAAGCAGGGCAAAAAUAAAUUCCAACAGGAGGCCGUGCAGAAUCCCAUAUUUCACUCGCAACCGACGCUCGCAUUCUCUCCUUUUUCCGCAGUUUCUUUGAAGCGUUUUGUCAAAUGUCAGUUACAUUGCAUACGAAUCUCGGAGACAUCAAGUGCGAAAUCGCAUGCGACGAGGUCCCCAAGACGGCCGAGAAUUUCUUGGCUCUAUGCGCUAGUGGUUAUUAUGAUGGCACUAUAUUUCAUCGGAAUAUCAAAGGUUUUAUGAUCCAAGGUGGGGAUCCCACAGGCACAGGUAAAGGCGGGACCAGCAUUUGGGGGAAAAAGUUCAAUGAUGAGAUACGAGAGUCACUCAAGCACAAUGCAAGGGGGAUACUUUCAAUGGCAAAUAGUGGGCCAAACACAAAUGGGAGCCAGUUCUUCAUCAGUUUUGCGAAGCAACCGCAUCUGAAUGGAUUGUACACUAUAUUUGGAAGAGUGAUUCAUGGGUUUGAAGUUCUCGAUCUCAUGGAAAAGACCCCAACAGGACACGCAGAUCGACCGCUUGCAGAGAUCAGGCUGAAUCGUGUAACCAUCCAUGCAAAUCCUCUUGCUGGCUAACUUCUUUGCCAAUAUUGUGGAACAUGGCAUACCCAAAAAAAUCUUCUCAUCAACAACUUGGUUUUGGACACUGAACAAAGGUUAUGGGCAUCUGCAUAGAUGCAUGCCAUGCUGGUGGAGGAUUCAUUCACAUAAUGAGGCAGGGGAUGAAACAUUAAGAUGCCAAAUUCAGCAUGGAAUAAGCUGUUUUGUUUCACAUGGAUGUAGUGUUCGAAGUAUCGCUGCAAGUUUUGCUGGCUGGGGAUGCAGAAACAAUAUCAAUUUCUCUGAUAAUAUUGCAGAUAACCAGAAAUGCGGAGAAACAUGUGGACAAUGGUAGAUUUUUUUAGUGAAACUUCAGGAGAUGCUAAAAUACACAUAUUUGUAUAUUUA